GCAUCUCCUUGGGUGAAAAGUCCAGUUAACACGUAACAAGUCUUUAAACAUAAAAUAAACAUUUUCAAACAAUUCAAGAAUAUACAACUGCCUAUAGUGGUUUCAGGUUUAAUAUUCAAAGCAGCCUUUCACCUUACCGACUGUUGACGCUUUUCUGGAACGGAGGUUUGAAUAAGAAUGGAGACAAGAAAAAGAAAGGGCACCAAGCGAGUGUUUGUCACUGUAGGAACCACACAGUUUGACAAGCUUAUUGAGACGAUGUGUUCGGAGGAUACUUUGAAGGCUCUUCAGAUGUUAGGAUACUCAAAUCUUCUACUACAGCGAGGUUGUGGGCAGUAUGAUCCCCCGUCCACUACAGGGGAUGGCAUGUUUGUCGACCACUACCGCUACAAAUCUAACAUUCGGGAAGAUAUUGAGCAAGCCGACCUGGUAAUCAGUCAUGCUGGGGCUGGAAGUUGCCUGGAGACGCUGGGUGCUGGCCGGAAGCUCCUGGUAGUAAUUAACGAGGGUCUCAUGGACAAUCACCAGCUAGAGUUGGCCAACCAGCUACACCUGGACGGACAUUUACAUUACUGCACAUGCAGUACUCUGGUCCAAACCUUGCGGACGAAAAAUUUCACAAACCUGAAACCAUUUCCCCCUGGAAAACCUGAGGUCUUUGCUCAAUACCUGGAUAAUCUCAUGGGAUUUACCUGAGAAAUUACUUCUCCUCGUACCUUUGGAUGAGAUUAUCUGAAGAACUUUGUAACUACCAGAGGAGAACAGAACAGAAUGUUUAUUUAACAUAAGCAUAAAAAAUUAUAAAGCUUAAUGUUAUAAACACAAAACAAAAUAUUCAUAUUAAAUAUUGUAUGCAUAAGUACAAAAUGAAUAAUUUUAUAACACAUUAAUGAUUAUUUACAAUCAAGUUAUACAAUAUCGUGAAAAACCUAAAGCAAAUUUAGCAGAAGUGAAUGUGAGGAGGUCUUUAGGGGUUAUUUAUAUAUUUGUAACUUUGUAAUUACCUGUCCUCACACCUUUGGAUUGGAUUAUCUGAAGAACUUUGUAAUUACUUGUCCUCUAACCUUUGGAUUGGAUUAUCUGAAGAACUUUGUAAUUACUUGUCCUCUUACCUUUGGAUUGGAUUAUCUAAAUAACUUUGUAAUUACUUGUCCUCUAACCUUUGGAUUGGAUUAUCUGAAGAACUUUGUAAUUACCUGUCCUCUAACCUUUGGAUUGGAUUAUCUAAAUAACUUUGUAAUUA
Mya arenaria is the source of this 1243-nucleotide messenger RNA. RefSeq names its product UDP-N-acetylglucosamine transferase subunit ALG13 homolog. The coding region runs from base 178 to 696 and encodes 172 amino acids. Gene Ontology annotation, biological process: dolichol-linked oligosaccharide biosynthetic process. The transcript is spliced from 5 exons. The record is from RefSeq and is a predicted model, not a curated record. Gene Ontology annotation, molecular function: hexosyltransferase activity. NCBI's taxonomy places the organism in Eukaryota, Metazoa, Mollusca, Bivalvia, Myida, Myidae.